CCGAGCACCGAGGACUGCCAGGCCACCACCAUGCCCCACACCAAGCUGCUGCUCCUCCUUGCCCUCCUCUGUGCCACCGAGACCAGCUGGGCCCUCCGCCUCUACAACGCCGCCUCCAUCUUCAGCUGCCUCAACGCGGCCCUUGCUGAGGCCCAGAAGAGCCUCCCAGAGGAAAACGCCGUCUUGGACAAGCGUGGCUACGACUACCACCCAUCAGAGGAGGCAUCCAAGGAGGAGGAGGAGGAGGCAGAGGAAGACAGAGGGAAAAGGACAUUCCCUGGGGAAGGCCAUUACAAAUACACCUCCCAGGCACAGGUGAAGGGGAAGACGUACCAGAACCGGGCCAAGAGCGACCGCCGCACCAAGGUCACCCUCUCCCUCGAUGUCCCCACCAACAUCAUGAACAUCCUCUUCAACAUUGCCAAAGCCAAGAACUUGCGGGCGAAGGCCGCGGCCAACGCGCAUCUCAUGGCCCAAAUCGGGCGGCGAAAGUGACCCCCACGGGGCCGGGGGGACUCGGAGCAGAGCUGGGCACAUGGGGCCACCACCCGGCCCCGGCCUGCCAGCCAGAGGGGACUGACAG
Messenger RNA from Cygnus atratus (black swan), 583 nucleotides. RefSeq names its product urocortin 3 (gene UCN3). Bases 31 to 495 code for a protein of 154 amino acids. The record is from RefSeq and is a predicted model, not a curated record. Gene Ontology annotation, cellular component: extracellular region. The transcript has 2 exons. Gene Ontology annotation, biological process: adenylate cyclase-activating G protein-coupled receptor signaling pathway; digestion; hormone-mediated signaling pathway. Gene Ontology annotation, molecular function: hormone activity; corticotropin-releasing hormone receptor 2 binding. Lineage: Eukaryota; Metazoa; Chordata; Aves; Anseriformes; Anatidae.